Grammomys surdaster is the source of this 1999-nucleotide messenger RNA. It is a transcript of the gene Nkiras2, whose product is annotated as NFKB inhibitor interacting Ras like 2. Gene Ontology annotation, biological process: canonical NF-kappaB signal transduction. The transcript has 4 exons. Bases 108 to 683 code for a protein of 191 amino acids. NCBI's taxonomy places the organism in Eukaryota, Metazoa, Chordata, Mammalia, Rodentia, Muridae. The record is from RefSeq and is a predicted model, not a curated record. Gene Ontology annotation, molecular function: GTP binding; GTPase activity.
GGAAGAGGGUUGUCUUUACAGUCUAACUGCUCCUCCCAUGGUCCGGCCCACUCCGGGGGGCACCUCAGCGGGAGUGCUGCGGGGACCCGGGAGGUGGAAAGCUAAGCAUGGGGAAGAGCUGCAAGGUGGUCGUGUGUGGCCAGGCAUCUGUGGGCAAAACUUCAAUUCUUGAGCAGCUCCUGUACGGGAACCAUGUUGUGGGUUCUGAGAUGAUCGAGACCCAGGAGGACAUCUAUGUAGGCUCCAUCGAGACAGACCGAGGGGUUCGGGAGCAGGUGCGUUUCUAUGAUACGCGGGGUCUCCGGGAUGGGGCUGAGCUGCCCAAGCACUGCUUCUCCUGCACGGAUGGCUACGUCCUGGUCUACAGCACAGAUAGCCGAGAAUCGUUCCAGCGUGUCGAGCUGCUCAAGAAGGAGAUUGACAAGUCCAAGGACAAGAAGGAGGUCACCAUCGUGGUCCUUGGCAACAAGUGUGAUCUGCAGGAGCAGCGUCGUGUAGACCCUGACGUGGCCCAGCAUUGGGCCAAGUCAGAGAAGGUGAAGCUGUGGGAGGUGUCCGUGGCUGACCGCCGCUCCCUCUUAGAGCCUUUCAUCUACCUGGCCAGCAAGAUGACCCAGCCCCAGAGCAAGUCUGCCUUCCCCCUCAGCCGCAAGAACAAGGGCAGCGGCUCCUUGGAUGGCUGAAUAGCUGCCCUUCUUUCUUCACCAUUCCAUCUCCAUUCCAGGAUGAGUGGAGAGCACAGGGCAUACGCAAGCUAUUCUUCCCAGUCAGUAGGGGAGAGUCCCUCUAGGCCAGGAAGCUGGGCUGGCCUUCCCCGUGACCUUCUAUAAUAGUCCCCGCCCCACCCCCAGCUGAUCAUAUUUUCUCCUGUUACCUGGACACGUAUGGGUUAGUGUCCAUUCCGUCUGCCUAGUGCAGGAAGCAGUGCUGUCAUGCCAAAGUGCCCAGUCCUGAUCUGGCUCCUAUCAGGGAUCCCAACUCUCUGAAUUUCCUGCCAGUAACAUACACACAGUACCAGCCUGGGCUUGAAAAGAGUGACUAGGUGUUGUAAGCAUACAUUUAUAUUUAUGAGUGCUGGCUUAGGGUUGAUUCCUCAUCCUUCACCCUGAUCUUUCCCCUGGACUGUCCAAGCCUGGGUAAAGCCAAGCUCCUGGGAGUGACAUUUUCUGUUUGACCUCUACCUGUCUCCCAGCUCUUUCGCUUCCUCUUUCUGUUCAGGAGCAGAGGUCUCAUUGGCUGAGGUAGAGUGGUAGUGGUGACUGGGCUAUCACUUGCCCUGUGACUUAGCAAGGCUAUUCUCUGAGCAUCGGUCUUCUCAUCUGUGAGUUGACAGGAGCUUGGAUGAUCACUAGAGCCCCGGGUAGCUCUGUGAUUUUUCUAAAGCUGGUGGCUUGGGCCUCCUGUGUGUCUCUGCCCCUGCUCUAACUUCUUCAAGGUGCUACACCGACCAGCCCUAGAGGCUGGGCAAGCCUCUCGUAACCACCAGGGGGCAGGAGUGCACUCUGCUCAGUGGUGCAAGUGGCACACAGUAUGUGGACCUGCCUACAGGGCAGUGUCCGUCCCUCCUGGUUGUUCUUGGCUAGUAGCUGGACUUAUAUUUAUACUCUCUGUAUUUAUAUGCCUGCUGCCCUGGUGAAGGCGGGAUAAGCCGCACCUCUAGCCCUUCCUUCUUACCUCAGAUGCCUGAACAGAACCAGGCAAACCAGUAGCAGCUUCCUAGAAGCUGACAGGCCUUUCUUUAGAGGCUUGUGCUAUCAAGUGAGCUUAUAACCCUCAACUUGCGGUGCCCACUUUGUGCUUCUGAUGUGCACACUUCACAUGAGUUAGACACUACAGCCAAGCCACCUCCAAUUCCCACUCCUUCUUCCCGGAACAGGUGAGAAGGGGCUGGUGCCCAGGCCUGGGCAAGGAGAGUCAGGGCACCUACAGGCUCAGGCUUGAAGUUCAUUUAUUGAUGUGUUGGACACAAUAAAACCACAACUGCUGUUAUCAAAAAGUU